CAGUUCGUUGAAUCGCCAUACCGGAAUCAUGAAUGCAGCCUUUGCUCUCAUCGUGCUUUUGCUCAUCAUUGCUGCCACUUUUGCAACACCACAUUUAGAAGUCGAUCUCAACUACGAUUCCCAUCACGAUCCCCACCAAAAUCGUCAUUACUAUCGGCACCACGAUCCUCAUGCUGAUCCUCACUACGAUCCGCACCAUCACAACCAUCAUCAUUAUUAAAAAGUAAAACAUUUCAAAGUGACGCAAAAAAAUUUGCACAUUUAU
This is a messenger RNA of Drosophila simulans, 265 nucleotides long. Its product is annotated as histidine-rich glycoprotein. The transcript has a single exon. The coding region runs from base 29 to 220 and encodes 63 amino acids. NCBI's taxonomy places the organism in Eukaryota, Metazoa, Arthropoda, Insecta, Diptera, Drosophilidae. The record is from RefSeq and is a predicted model, not a curated record.